GGCUUUGACUUUAAUGAAAACAAAGUUAAAAGGGGCUCAAACAGGGCACAGUUUAUUGAAACGUAAGAGUGAAGCUCUCUCAAAACGUUUUAGAAGUAUAGUUCAAAAGAUUGAAGAUGCUAAGCAGAAAAUGAGUAAAAUAAUGCAAACUGCUUCAUUCUCGUUGGUUGAAGUAGCUUAUAUUGCUGGUGAUAUUCAUUAUCAGGUUCAAGAGAGUGUCAAAAGCGCACAAUUUCGAGUUCGCACAAAACAAGAAAAUGUGUCUGGUGUUAUGUUACCUACAUUUGAAUGUUAUAUGGAGGGUGCUAAUGCUUUUGAACUAGCUGGUCUUGGACGUGGUGGUCAGCAAAUUAAUAAGUGUAAGGAAACAUAUAUUAAAGCAGUUGAAACUUUAGUAGAAUUGGCUUCAUUGCAGACAGCUUUUGUUAUCUUGGAUGAAGUUAUAAAGAUGACCAAUCGCCGUGUUAAUGCAAUUGAAUACGUUAUCAUACCUAAAAUAGAAAAUACUAUAAAAUAUAUUGUUUCUGAAUUAGAUGAACAAGAUCGUGAAGAGUUUUUCAGAUUAAAAAAAGUGCAGGGUAAGAAUAAGAAAGACCAACAGGCAGCCGAGAAGGAGCGUGCGCUUGUGAGCGAAAACUCGUCAGAAUAUGCACAACCCGCGGAUAUAUUGGAAAGCAAUGACGAUAGUGAUCUUAUUUUUUAA
Scutellospora calospora is the source of this 703-nucleotide messenger RNA. The record is from the annotation of a GenBank genome assembly. NCBI's taxonomy places the organism in Eukaryota, Fungi, Glomeromycota, Glomeromycetes, Diversisporales, Gigasporaceae.